This is a messenger RNA of Benincasa hispida (wax gourd), 2115 nucleotides long. It is a transcript of the gene ADK, whose product is annotated as adenosine kinase. Gene Ontology annotation, molecular function: ATP binding; AMP kinase activity. The record is from RefSeq and is a predicted model, not a curated record. Gene Ontology annotation, biological process: nucleobase-containing compound metabolic process. NCBI's taxonomy places the organism in Eukaryota, Viridiplantae, Streptophyta, Magnoliopsida, Cucurbitales, Cucurbitaceae.
AUGGCGGCCCUGAUCCGAAAUUCGAAAUCUUCUGCGGUGUCGUCUCUUUCAUCAAUCUCUCUCCUCAGGAGAUGCUUCUCUUCAGCUGUUUCAUCUGAACUCAGCUCUCCGCCUACCACUACUACCCCUUUGCCUUUCGCUCUUAACCACAAUCUUCCCCGCAAAGAUCCCAAGGAUCGGAACGUUCAAUGGGUCUUUCUUGGAUGCCCUGGCGUCGGCAAGGGCACCUAUGCUAGUCGUCUCUGUAACCUUCUCGGUAUCCCUCAUAUCGCUACCGGCGAUCUCGUCCGCGAAGAGCUCGCUUCCUCCACUCCACUUUCUCGCCAGCUAUCGGAGAUUGUUAAUCAGGGUAAAUUGGUAUCGGAUGAGAUCAUUAUCAACUUGUUGUCCAAGAGACUUCAAGCUGGUGAACCGAAAGGUGAAUCUGGAUUUAUCCUGGAUGGUUUCCCUCGGACAAUUAGACAAGCAGAAAUUUUGGAAGAGGUGAUUGAUAUAGACUUGGUGGUUAAUCUAAAGCUCCGAGAAGACGUGUUACUUGAGAAAUGCCUUGGGAGGAGAAUCUGUGGUCAGUGUGGAAAAAACUUCAAUCUUGCCUCCAUUAAUGUAAAGGGUGAAAAUGGAAAUCCUGGAAUGAGCAUGGCUCCACUGCUUCCCCCUACACAAUGCAUGACAAAACUAAUUACUCGGGCAGAUGAUACGGAAGCAGUUGUGAAAGAACGUCUUCGAGUUUAUAAUGAAAAGAGUCAACCUGUUGAGGAGUUCUACCGCAGUCGAGGGAAAUUGUUGGAAUUCGACUUACCAGGUGGCAUCCCAGAGUCUUGGCCAAAGCUACUGCAAGUUCUUAACCUUGAUGAUUUUGAGGAGAAACUAUCUGCAGCAGCCUAAACUACCGCGCUGCAAAUGAUUGAUUUAUGGAAUCUAUUUUUGUAAAUGCUUCUUUCUGUUUACAGGUAAUAGCUUAAACCAUCUUUUGAUCUAUUGGUGGGUCUUUUUGUAACCCUUGUUCCCUGGUUCUUUCCCUUUUUUCUGUAAAUUUCUUAUCAUCAUUGAAAUCUCUUUUUAUCAGUUUCUUAAAAAGAGUUCUAGCAACCAUAUCUAGAGGUCGGAGGUCCAAUCCCCCACUCCGUAAUUGUUGUACUAAAAAAAGAGUUCUAGCAACUUAGGCCCGUUUCGAUUGACUUUCUAAGGAUUUAUAAACACUUCUUUUUUUGCACUUAUAAACACUUAUUUAAACACUUAGAAAAUCAAUCCAAACACGUCUUUAGUCUUCUCACGUUUUCAGAAGUUUAUCUUUAUAUGGGAGAAUUCAGGUCUAGCAUAUACGUAGGGAUAUGAUUUUCUUGUAUGUUUCUAUAAUGGACUGGCUGGAGGAACUAUUUACAACUUAGUUCGCCCAAAAUCUGUUUCAUCUUCCCUUCCAUCUCUCUCACAAGGGGUUGAUUUCUUGUAAACCAUUAAUACAGGUAGGUUCUCUUUGGUUCGGCUAUCAAACCGAAAUCCUAAACCCUAAAUAUUUGGUUUGGUUUUCAAUUGUAUAUAUACAUAUAAUUGAAUCGAAAUUUUGAUUCGAUUCAGUUCAGUUUGGUCAGUUUAAGAACCCUUUCCCCUCCAUAGCAUAUUGGGGUUUGCUAGGGUGAUUUAGAUGCAGGGUGGACCGGGUUGGUUGGGUUGGGACACCAGGGAGGGGGCUGGAUUCUAUGUUGAUGUGAAAAAAUCAUGUUAAAAAUUACUAAUUGACGAUCAUGAUGAACUGGAAAUGGUAAUCUAGCUAGGCUAUAGUAGAUUAAUUGCAGCUGGCCGAGCUGGUUGGCUCUAGUAUUUGCCAAACAGUAAGUUUACACAGCUGCAGACAUUCAAGACAGGGCACAAUACCAGCUCUUGACCACAAUAGUUUGGUGGUACAAGAUAGUCUGUGCUCCACAUUUGUAAGCUCAACACUCUGCAUAUCAAACACAACAAUGGAGAUUCAAAUUUAUUCAUUACAAUUUUAAUUCAUAUCAUGCAGUGUACCUGUGCUGUAAAUAUUAGCUUGUGUUCUGUGAUUGGUGUUAUAUCAAACUGCAUCAGUCUAAAUCUUUAAUUAUCCUAAAUGAUAUAAUUUAGGUUGUCUCGCAA